Messenger RNA from Oryza sativa Japonica Group (Japanese rice), 2230 nucleotides. RefSeq lists its product as uncharacterized. Gene Ontology annotation, molecular function: structural constituent of ribosome; 5S rRNA binding. The record is from RefSeq and is a predicted model, not a curated record. NCBI's taxonomy places the organism in Eukaryota, Viridiplantae, Streptophyta, Magnoliopsida, Poales, Poaceae. Gene Ontology annotation, biological process: translation. Gene Ontology annotation, cellular component: ribosome.
AUCUCGUCUCGAUCAGGCCCAACACCGCCACUCCGUCUCCCCUGCUCCCCUCUGCCGGCCUGCCGCCGACGUACGCCGGGGCGCCGCGGCUUCCUUGCGCCGCCGAGGUUUGGAUCGCGCCAUCGACUCACUGCGGCUAGCCGGGGCAGUCGCCCUCGCCGUCUGGCCCGCGGAGGCGUGGCCGCCUUCCACGCGCGGUCGGAGAGGCACCACUACUCGAGCGGCGAGGCAGGCAAGGCUUCACGCGUCAAGGCUGCCGCCGUCGCGGUUCACCGGCCAACAGCACGUCGUCCUCGGGCGCGGCUCGCCUCCUCUCUUCCUGCGCCCCAGCCAGCCAGGAGGGCCAGAGUCCGGCGAGCCCGUCGGUGCCCGUGCUGAAGAAAAGGUUCGCCCGUGGGGUGUUUGUCGAAAUGUCGCUCCGACAGCUGCUUCUCCAAGCGCGGCGCUUCGCGUCUCGGCCGCCGCCGCCGCUCUCGAAUAUGCUCGUUCUCUGCCGAGGCAUUUCUGACCGCGGACACAAAGCCUUGCCUUCGGCGCCGCCUCGCCACUCCACCGGGCAAAUCCAGAUGCCGCAAACUUUCCAUUGCUCAAAUGCCAACCCCCUUGGCAAUCGCUUCCAAAUUGACGUGGUCGACUCCGACCUCUGGCCCGCAUCCUUCGACCUGUCCAUGGACCAUGCACCGAAAACUGGGUGCCCUGAUGAUUUUCAAGAACAUGAGGAUGGAGAAAUGCAUGACUCUGAAGAUGAGAUAGAUGACAUGAGGCACCGUAAGAAGCUGUUUUACAAGUUGGACAGGGGUUCCAAGGAGUUUGAGGAGAACAAUGUGUCCUUGCGCCACAGGCGGAAGAGAGAAAAAGGCAAUGUAAAGAAUCCAAAGGAAUCCAAGAAGGUGGAUCCUGAUGAAUCCGCUUCUGUGAAGCUCCCAAAGCUGAAAACGAAGUAUACAGUGCGUGAGGAGGAUGUGGUUGAGGCAAAGAGGGAUCGGGUGCCAACAUUUAACCAGAUGACGGAUCCUUACCACCACCCUUUCUGUCUGGACAUACAUGUCACCAAGGGGUCCGUUCGUGCUUGCUUUGUGCACCGAGUGAGCAGCAGGGUUGUCACAGUCGCGCACUCCAUAUCAAAGGACAUGAAGUUUGAUGUCGGUUCAAGGAAAGGUAUGAAGGCGUGUGCAGCGGUUGGGGCAUUGCUUGCAAAACGUGCAAUAGAGGAUGAUAUUCACAAUGCGAUUUAUACACCAAGGAAAGGAGAUAGGAUUGAAGGGAAGAUUGAGGUUGUGCUGCGUGCAAUUAUUGAUAAUGGGGUUGAAGUUAAGGUGAAACUCAAGCAAAGGAAGCCAACAAAGAAUGCACUGGCUAUGCAGCAUUCUCAAUCUCACUGAUGGCUAAACUAUUCAUCCGCAUGACUCCUACUAGAAAUGCUCAGAAGUCAUGAGAGUUUCUGUUACUACAUGGACUGGAAGUCUGGAAGAGCUGGUGCUGCUGGGGCACCACCCUCUGUGUGCAAACUUUGGGUCAACACUUUUUUGUCAUAAGAAGGUAGAACCAGCUCUACCUUAUAGCCAUUUCAUUUGAUAUAAAUGGACGGUUACAAAAUUACAUGAGUAGAAGAAGAGAGGGAGAGAAAAAAAAAAGGAAAAGGAAAAAGGAGAGGGAGAAAUAGAAUGUGCAAACGUUUAAAACUCAAUACUCAAUAGCCAGUUAGUUCUCAGCCAUCAGUAACUUCAAAUAGAAGGGGCCUAAGUCUUCAGGUGGGUGCUCUGAAUGGCAAAACACUGUCCUCAGUUGAUCUUUUGGUUAGGAUUUGUGGAACCGGAGAGAGUAAUAGAUGGAACAUCAGCUCAAACUGGGAUGGGCAUCCAGUCACACUUCGAGUUCAUCAGAGAUUUGUGGAUCAAGCUCUUCUACCAGGAACAUUAUCCUGCAGCCUGAAGUCAUAUCUCAUACAAAAGUAGAGAAUUUAAGUACGGUGGUUCAGCCAGGUUAACGAACGAAGCCGGAUAUCACAAGAGCCGCAUACAGGCAAGGCUUUGUUGCAGCAUACAAGGACAUGUUGGUGCUCAAGAAUCUGCUGAAGCAAAUAACAACCUUGCAAAGAGGUGCAAACGGUGCUACUGCUACUGAAGCCUGACUAUGACUCUUUCGUGGAAGAAACAAUUCUGGAACAAGAACUUUCGUGUGCAUAUUUUUGAUAUUAUUAUUUUCCUUCAAUUGAAAUAUCUAUUUUGCC